CGUUAUAGCUACAGACUUACAGUAUAGGUAGUGAGUCUAUGCCUAAUCCAUCUACUCGCCGCUCCCUAUCCGACAUAUUCCUUGGCUCUGAUCGCGCCGCCCACUCCAAGCCCCCUCGCUUCCUCUCACUUUCACUUCCACUCUAUCUCUCUCUCUCACUGUCUUACUCACUCUCUCUCUCACUCGCUCCAGCUUACUGCAUCUUUCUUCUCCGCCAUUCCAACGCCUUCUCAUUUGUCAAUUCGUCAGCUCCUCGCAACUUUGCUUUGUUUGGCCACAAUGAAUGCCAUUUGCCAAUCCAUGCACUCUUCGUGCCCAUUCCUCGCCUCCUCUAGGCCGCCAUGAGCGCGCGUAAUCUAUUUCACGCCUUUGUGCUCUGCUUCGCCUUGCAGCCGCCGUC
Molecule: messenger RNA, 400 nt
Organism: Pseudovirgaria hyperparasitica
Lineage: Eukaryota; Fungi; Ascomycota; Dothideomycetes; Acrospermales; Acrospermaceae
Exons: 1
Coding region: 39-335 (98 amino acids)
Source: RefSeq, a predicted model, not a curated record